Asterias rubens (European starfish) is the source of this 2730-nucleotide messenger RNA. RefSeq names its product adenosine receptor A3-like. The transcript has a single exon. Gene Ontology annotation, cellular component: membrane. Gene Ontology annotation, biological process: G protein-coupled receptor signaling pathway. Lineage: Eukaryota; Metazoa; Echinodermata; Asteroidea; Forcipulatida; Asteriidae. Gene Ontology annotation, molecular function: G protein-coupled receptor activity. The record is from RefSeq and is a predicted model, not a curated record. Bases 527 to 1651 code for a protein of 374 amino acids.
AACAAAUUUAAACGAUUAGCAAGAAUCCACAUUGAGACUAAUUAAAUAUCGACUCAAGGGAAAUUAGAGUCGUGGUCUUGAUAAUUGCUGUCAUGUAGAGAUGACGUACAAGCAACUGGUUCACAGCGAAAUGUUGGUAGGCUCAUUUAGGCUGAUUCGGCAACCAUAUGAAAGGCUAUAAUAAAUGUGGCACCGACGUGAUGUUAUGAAGGAGACCUAUAGGAAGGCCAUCCGUUUGUGAUUGAUGAUACCAUGGAGGAAUAAUUUAUUCCUCCAUCAUGAUACCGGCAUAAAUGCGAACACUCCGUGAGUUGGAAACACUAACUUUAAUUUACAGCAUUUAUUACAUAUUUUUGGAUGAAAAGGUUAACUAUAGGAACCGGACAACCAGGAAGAAGAAAUGGUAUACUACCGUCAACACACACUUAACUCUGACGGACCAUGAGAACGGGAGAGUGAAGUCACUACACAAGGACCUGAUUUUAGUCACUACAGCAAUUGAUGCUUCAGACAUUGUGUAUUAAAGAUGGAGUUUGACUUGAUCAUCUCACCAACGAACGAUACAUUACACUAUGAGUAUUUAAACGAAGUAAGUACUACUCGACAAUCUUUAUAUGUAACGCCAUUGUUUAUGACCGAACCAGCACCAAUCGUCGUCGUAGUUUUUACAGUGGCGUUAGAAACUCUUAUGGUUCCGUUCAUUCUUAUUGGAAACGGUGCUGUAGUGAUGCUCGUAACGAAGAACGAAGUACUGAGGACCACUACUAACUCCUUAAUGGUGAGUCUAGCCACGGCAGACGCACUCCAGGGGCUUACGCUAGUACCCGUAAUAGCAGCAACAUUGGACCCUUCCUUCUUAAAUAACGAGUUUGCGUGUUUGACUCUGUGGUGUAUGUUGUUACUUGCGUCUGGCUGUAGCUCAUUGUCCCUUCUUCUCGUCACCGUUGAUCGUUACAUUAAGAUUUUACAUCCUCUGACCUAUCAACAAAUAGUGAAUACAACUCGAGCAUCAUUGAUGAUAUCGUCUGUGUGGAUAUACACGUUUGUUAUAGCCGUCAUCCUACCCUUUUCAGGAUGGAAUCAGAUCCGAAGUUCGCCAAGUUUCUCCUGUUUGGACUUCACCGGAGUCUUCAACUCAAUCCAUCUUCAGAUACUCCUCAUGACUAACGGCAUUAUCCCGUUUGUUGUGAUGUGUUUGAUCUACAUGAGAUUGUUCUCGGUGGUCCUCCAGAAGCUCAAGCGAGAUGGGACCAAUCUGAACGGACAUAGGCGCUUCAUGAAACGAGAGCUACGCUCCGUCAAGACCUUUCUGAUACUCCUUGGUUUCACUGGUCUGGCCUGGUUGCCUGUCACUGCAAUUGUGCUGCUGGAGAUCCACACAAAGUACAAAGCAAGCCUCGGUCUACGAAGUGUUCUGAGCUGGUUAACAUUCAUGAACAGUGCUGCAAACCCAGUCGUUUACACCCUCCGAAGUGAACCAUUUCAAAGGGCGAUAAAUAACACUACUUUAUACAGAUUUUUCAAACGCUGUUGUAAAUGUAGGAAAAGCCCACGAAUUGAACCGAGUUCAUAUAACACUACAACAUUUCCAAGACACUUGGGAAAUAACCGAGAGUCAAUGUGGAUUAUUACAGCAGCUCCUGGCCAAUAAAAUGUGGUUGUAUCUACGUUAAGUUCCUAUUUAGUCUAGAAUCAAUCCGUAGUUUAGAUGCACCCAAAAAAACGUUGCUUGUCAAAAGGUAUGGGGAGGGGUGGCAGAUACAAUUUCUUGAUCAGCAUGAAUCGAUUUUGGGUCAAUUAGGAGACACGGAAUCUGUUCAGGUGAUGCGUCGCUGACUUGAAUUUUGACCGGCGACCCAUGUGGUUUAAGAAUUGAUAUCAUAGUCCUGGAAAAAUCAGUUUGAACUAUUAUAAACAGUCACACUGCACACUAUUAUAAACAGUCACACUGCACACUGUUAAUGUAAAUUUACCAACCUAUAGUAUUAUACUCCUUGAAAAUCAAUGUUGUGCUACACCAUGGCCAUUUGGCUGGCCUUUCAAUCGCAUCAGAGUUGAGCUCUGGUCUUGCUGAUUAGCAGAGUGUGGGUUAAAGUCAUGUCUAGACACUUGUGUCCAUAAGCAAGGCAUUAAACCGUUAUUGCUGCGUCCUUCGUAUGUGACUUAAAGUCGUCGGUCCCGUGUGUUCAUGCAAGUAAACGAACCCACAUACACUUAUCAUAAAAAGAGGGGGUUUGACCCCAAUGAUAACUAUGCGUCAACUCGCGUUCUACCAUUUCCAAUGUCUUCUGUUUAUACUCUCUUAAAAAUGACGAACACGCACUCGUCCUGUCCCCUAUAUUUAAAAGAGCCAUAUUACGGACAACUCUUUAGAGUGAACGACUGGUAAUAACAACUCGAUUUAGUGUGAAGUUCGUUCCAAUUUUACUCAAAAAGCCUGUGACAUGACAGAUUGACUUGACUCUCAAAAGAGCGAAAGUGAUAGCACUCGGACAAGAGAGUGACAUGUUCACUCUUUUACAUUAAGAGAGUAUACGCCUAUGGUUUGCUUGUGUCUAAUCAUUAUAACAAUCUCCAACAGAUUCAACAAUUCGACGCCAGGAGGACAUGUGAUUAUGGCAGGAUGGCACUAUAUAAACGUUCACUAUAGUAUUACUUAAGAUAAUACGAACUAGCUAAUUUGAUAGAACGUACUUUUAAAGCCAUUAUACACUUUCGGUAAACAGUAUU